UGUCUCUAAUCGCAUUUAAUACUAUUUUGCUUUUUCUGUUGGAGCAGUGUCGGUAUUUUUAUUUCUGUUUUUGUAAGGACUUGUAUCUUGAUUUCUGAAGCCAACUUUGGCUUUAGUUUCUUUUAGCUCUCGUUUAUCGUUUGGAGGGAGGGUUCUUUUCCCCUCUAUUCAUUCUCUACCUUUAACUCGCUAAAGUGUGUUGAUCUUAAAUAUGGGGCAGGUUGCUCAAGAGAUAGGAUCAGAAGCCAAAUUUCAGAAGGACUUUCUAGAUCAGCUGCAAAUGACAAUGAUUAAAGCUCAAGCAGGGGUAAAGAACAACAUUAGGAAACUGAAGAAGAGUAUAAUCAAGCAUGGCUCUAACCAUAUUGUUCAUGUGGUUCUUUUUGCACUGUUUUGCUUCUUUGUUGUCCAUAUGUGGUCCAAAGACUGCUGAAUAGGUGUAUAUGUCGACGAUGGAAAAAGUCUCGAAAUGUCAAUGUUGCUCAGUUUCUGUAAAGGUGCUUGUGUAUUUACUUUAUGUUUUGUCAGUAGUCUUGAUAAAAACAUCAAUGAUUAUAGGUUUCUUCUGAUAUGCUGUGGUAAGAACGCUAGCGAAUGAUUUGUAUAUUCUUGCGCAUUCGUUUAUUCGUGCCGGGUAUUUUGUGCAACGCUUGGA
Hibiscus syriacus is the source of this 655-nucleotide messenger RNA. Its product is annotated as bet1-like protein At4g14600. Lineage: Eukaryota; Viridiplantae; Streptophyta; Magnoliopsida; Malvales; Malvaceae. The record is from RefSeq and is a predicted model, not a curated record. Bases 212 to 433 code for a protein of 73 amino acids. The transcript is spliced from 2 exons.